CCGGCGAGUGCCGGAGCCAGGAAGCGGCGCCACCGCCCCGGGGCUCGGCCGCUCCCCCCCGAAACCCUGCCCGAGGCUUCCCGUGCCGCCUCUUCCCGAAGGCCUCAUAUCUGCUGUGAUUAGAGGGUUGCCGUUUGUGUCCUCAGCCGUACCAUCACCCUGUACGUGCCCAGCUGCCUCUUGGACAUCGUCGUUCAAUUACGGUUCAUCAUAUGUGCAAUUCUGGCUAAGGUGACAUGGCAGAGGAAUCUCUUGAUGUGUGCAAGAGGUUUUGUAGUUCGCUUUUCGCCUGCGACACGUGGAUAGUCAUCAUGUACGCUGCUCGAAUCAAUCGCCGCGUUCCUUCAGAGCCGGGGCGAACAGCUGUUUCCUGGAACACCGUAAUGGGGUUUGGUAAUUUGCUUGUGCCUGACACUUAAGUGAUGCCUCAUUAAAUGAGCCGUCCCUCCAUAGGAUGUCUGCACAGGAGGAAAUUCAAAAUAUUUUUCUGUCAGCUCUCUUUUGAUCUAAAGAACGUAAAUGUAGGAUCUGUAAGGAUCAUUCCAUGAUCUAAAGGGCCUAAAUGUAGAGGUUGUUUUAGUUCAGUACAAACCUAUUGAUUCUUCUGGGGGUGGAAACAGACUCUCAUUCGGCUUUGUCAGAAAGUUGAAUCCUCAUAUACACUUGUUUUUCAAGCUCUCUCUGUAGCUGAAGGAGAGAAAUAGUUUGCUGCAGAGAGUGCUUCAUCUCCUCCUGAAGUAGGUGUCUGAGAUGUGUGAGAAGAAUUCCCUUUGGAUCUGCCUUUCUGUGUCUAUGGCCUGAAACUAGGACCUGCAUAAUGGGUUUAGUCUAAAUAUCUGACAUCUAAAGGAGUACAUUUGAGCAAAGUAAGUCCAAGUCUCUGUAAUUUGUGACCAAAAGAAUAUCCCACAACCUCUCCUCCACCAAGCCAAAUAAUCCUUACCUGACCUUGACUGACUAUCUGAAUUGGCCCACAACUAUUAUUUCAGUGAGUCAUAAAAGAACUCACCAAGUCCUCAGGUUGUUAUGGAAUGCUAAUCCUGUGAUGGGGGCUUUAGGUCUGUUUCAUUUUUGUAUGUGUAGUCUAACAUAUUCAUAUGUUGGUAUUUUUCUUAGAACCUACAGAGAAUGACUACAAGCCCAAGUCUCUCUCUUUAUUUUGCAUUUCCUAAUAGAAGAUGACAGGAGACCUUCCAUUUUCAACUUUCAUCCUUUAAACUUCAUGGUCACACUCAGUACAUCUCAGUUCUGUCCUGAAAUGCUAGGUUAUCCCAAGCCCUCAGCUUGUCUUAAUUCCAGUUAUGAUACUAAAAUUCUACAGCAGAAGUGCCCUGGCACUGAAAUCUUUGUGCUGUUUCAGCUAUCUAAGCUGAAAGCAAUACUUUGAGCCUAUGAGCCAGAUUGGAUGUAGUCAUACACAGAUAAGAGUAUUUUUUCCUACUUUCAAGCAUGAGUCUUCUGAGAUUCCAGCUUUUUUUUGUAGUCACUUUACUCCCUUGAACUGGUGAUAUCUUAACUACCAGUUUAAAGCAGAAGUAUCAAAGGAAGCCAGUGAUAGUAUGAAGUGUCACUGAAUGAGAAGUUAAUCUGUGUCUACAGAGAUGUAUGCUGCAUGCCCAAGGUAUUGUGAUAAAACACAUUUGGGAACUGUUUCUUCUGCAAGGAAAGAUAUUUUUUUAUAUACCAAACACUUUUAUUAUAUGUGAAGUGUUUUGAUAAGACAACUGCACUGUCUCCUGAAAGCCUGGUUUAUUGACAUUUAUAGCAGUACUUGCUGCGUGAGGAACAAAUUGCUGAGCUAUUUUUCAAGACAUCUUCAGAUCCUCGAGACAUACAGAAAGAUAAGGGAGACUCUGAAACCACAGGGGAAAGAGCUGGCAGUAAACAUGCUUCAGUCCUUCCCUGCAGUGUGAGCCAAAGGCCCUUCUGGACCAUGCCCAUGUCUCCUUGCAAUCAGUUCUCUUCUGCUAUUGCAAACCUGACCCUGGGUUCUUUCUUGUUGAAGUGAAGGGAGACAACCCACCUUUGUUGGUCAGCAUCAACUCCAAUUUAUUGAUCAAACCAGGCACCUUUUAUAACAGUGUUAAUUCACUUCAUGCAUAUUGCAAAAUCUGAUCUCCCGAUAGGCUGUAGAGAAAACUUCAGCUCCUCCUUUUAUUUACAAUACCUGAGGUUUGUUUAUUGAAACCAAGAUCAGUGUUCUCACCAUGAUAUGAAAAGUUCUCAAAACCUUUAUAGCUGUUCCCAGAAUGGCCAUCUGUUCCCAGAGCAGCCAAGGACAGAAUAUUUGCCUGUUUUUGAGAAAAAGGUCUGAGAAUCUUGUUGUAUAUGUAAAAGGUGGCUGAGAACCUAAUUAUUUACAGGAUCAAGCCUGGAACUGCUGCUUUACAGCUGCCUUUUAUUUUUCCCUUAGCUGAGUACCUUCAUGGCCUCUUUCUUUAAGCUAUGUUUGAACUAGGCUCUCCACACUUUCUCACACCGAGCAGGAUAACACUGCAAUGAAGAUUAUGCAAAAAGCCAUUUUACCACCAAAAAUCCAAACUUCUCAUCACCUUUUAUUGGCUUGUCAGCACUUUGCAGGCCAGUAUUUUGGUGAUAGUCACAGUAGGAAGCCUAGGUAGUCUAUGAGCAGCUUUCCCUUCUAGGUCUAGGCUUGGAAAGAGAUGAUCCGUGCUUAAGGAUAAAACAGGACAAGACAGACACAAACUGACUCAAUCCUGUAUUCCUGCAAAGUUAUUCUAUAAUUCUGUGUGAGCAGUUAACAAGAGAAUCUCAUUUGGGGUUUUUUUUAAUUACAUAUUUUUCUAUCUGAUAAUAAAUUGCAGCAGCCUAGACAACCUAUGAUAUGUAUAAUAGAUACUAGAAUUUUGCAUAAUUACAGCACAGUAAAAUAAAAUAAAUGCACAAUAUUAUUAGAGUUUCAAUGUAAGAAAUGCACAGUGUUGUGAGAAUUUCUUCUUAAAUUCCUGGUGUAUUUUCUUCUUCCUUUUCAGUAAUGUGUUCACAGAUAAAACAGCUACGGCAUCUUCUGUUGGGAAGUUAGUGGACUUGCACUGUUCAGCUGACUCUUGUGUUUCUACUACAGUAUUUCCACCAAUGACUUUCUUUUCAUACACAGAGGGACACAGGGUCAAGGAGGAACUGUUUCUUUGAAUAAUUCAAAGUAAUUCAAACUCACUGUGUAAUGUCAGUAGUGUUAUUCAUGGUUAUGGUUCGUGUGGGAGUGGGAACGUGCUGAGGGUUCUCUUGAGCAAAAAUUACAUACUUACAGAUAUCAUGUUAGGAUAUAUGCAAUUAAAACCACAACUAAGUUAUAUCUGGAAGGAAGAUGCCUAAAUGUUUUAUUUUUAGAUAUAUCAAGAGUACUUUCUAUUCAUUUAGGCUAGGUAAUUAGGUGCUUAUAAUGAAGUAUAAGAAAAGGAAGAGAACCUGUUUGAAUACCAUAGGUGAUGGAGUGUAUAAGGAGUCUCCCAGCAUCCCCAUUUAGACUUUGUAUUUACAAACAAAACAAAACAACAAUGAAGCCAAAACCCAAAAAACCUAAGCAAAAGCUAAACAUACAAUAUGUGUAUCUGCCAUUGUAGAGCAGUGAACACCUGAUUUGUACUGCCUGAAAAGCGAACCAGGCCAUCUGCUUUGUAUCAGCACAGCAGAUCCUGCAUUCUGGAGUCAAAGCUUUAUCCAGACAAAGGUGUGAAGAGGAUUUAAUUGCAGAAACAGUGUAAGAAAGAAGAUCAAAGGCUCAUCUUGAAAGAGGACUAUUAUUAAUGUAGUCUUAACCUACUGCAAAAAUGGAAAAGAAUUUGUAUUAGCCUUUCCCUUUGGUGGUCCAAUCCCACUACUUUCACUGUGUCUGCAUGUGCAAACAUGCUGAGACUUUGUGCAGAAGUCGGCACAGGAACGAUGAAUUGCUUUAAUCCUGCUCACGCUCUCAACAAGGACCUGCAGUGGGAUGUGAGAUGCGUUGGCCUUGCUCUGGCUCUCUGCCAAGGGCAAAUCCCUUUCUGAGCAAGUGACAUUAGAUUGUCAACAAGAUACCAUAUUCAUCAAAAGCCUGUGGCAUAUUUUCUCAUUUCACUUGCACACAAACAAAUUCAGACUUCAGAGUCCAUUUGAUAUGAGAUCAGCUUCAAUAAUUCAGGUCAACAAUUAGCAUUUACCAGUAAUUUUUCUUCAUGUGUUUCUCUAAAGGAUUAGCAGCGUGGAUUUUUCUGUCAGAAGAGAAGAUGUCAUUGGCACAGCUGCAAUUCUGACUCUCUGGGAAGUGCUGGUGGCCUGCAUUUACAGUAAACAUAGAAAAGAGGUCUGGUAGCAGGGCACAGUGCAUCUGCAUGACAGAGCUGAAACGUAACCCUGCCUUUUGUACAUGGCCAGGCUGCUGGCAAGGUCAUGGAGAGCUGUGAAAUGAUCUGGGAGCUGAGCCCCCCAAGAGGCAUGCUUCCAUUUCCUUACAGGAGUACUGCCAGAGAGCAGUGUUUUAAACUUACUGAUAACACAGAUCAAAUGGCUUUUGCCUGCUUCAGGUAUUUGCUUAGAGGUCAACAUCCUCUUUGUUUUAAGAAAACUAGAAGUCCUGGCCUAGCCUAGUGCUACAGUGAAGGAGCUAUUUUCCUUUAAGCAUUCAUUUCUGAAAACAUUUCUGGACAAUGAAGUUUAGAGUGCAAGUAAUAUUGAAAAGUCUAUCUUGAUCAGCUGUUUCCAAAAAUUUUUUAAAAGGCAGAAGGACUCUCACUUAUUUGAUCUGCAAUGAGCUGUACAUACCACGGGGCAUUCCCCAGUAAUUUUUGCUCAGGCUUUUGAGCCAUUUUGGUGCUGAUUCUACCCCUGAAAUAAACCAGAGUCCAGGACUGUUCUCACUCAUGUCUGUCUGGAGUGGUUUGCCUGUAUGUUCAUCGUACUUUGAAGAUUACCACUGUUUUUUUUGAAGCUGCAGAAUAGGCCAGCAGAGACACAAAGGCUGACUCAAAAAUGCAUGCUACUCACAUCAUUGCUGCUAGUUUCUAACUCAGCAGAGGCAUAGAUGUAUUUCUCAGAGUGGAGAAUGUUGUUUCAGUUACUGACACUUCUGAGGCAGUUUUGCAUGAAACACUAAACAGGGCAGAAACUUUCACUUUGAGCAAAAACCCAAUUUUAAUAGAGCCUACACACCUGUACCUUUUCACGUCUGUCCCUUCCCACAGCUCUCCCAGACCAAACAUGCAAUUCCCCAAACUGAUGAUGGCCAAAAAAGGAGAUUCAGUUAAUGUGAAAAUGUGUUUUCAACAAAAAACCCCUGUAACAACGGAGCUCUUGAACAGCAACAAGGGAAAAGUCAAAGACUGUCAAGUUGCUGCAGAGGAAGAUCCUAACACUGCAGGGUAUCUCAGAGGAAAGACACGGACAUUAGGAUUUUAUACUGCCAAAAGUCCUUGUAGUUUGUCCACCUCUUUGAUUUGGCAAGCUGCAGGCAAACUGGAGGACACAGCGCAGAGCUGGCAGGGUCAAGAGGGACUUCCAGCUCUCCCAUUAAAGCAGCGUGUAGGGUCCAUCAGGUAAGCCAAUAUCCUUGUAAACAUCUGGUAAUAGCUACACAUGGGGCUAUCAGGGCAUCCAAGUUCUCUUAGGGAUGACCAGAACAUUCCUACAAUGAGCAGAAACACACAAAACCUUGAAAAUUGUUUGAAAAUGCCAAAAGGCUCAUGUUCAAUUUGUGAAACGCACUUCUUGGAAAAACCUCUCUUAGGGCAAAGAAGGCAGUUUUCCUUUUAUGCUUGCACGUAGUACACUCUUUAUCUGACAAGACUUGCAACCACAAGAGAGCACUCUUUCCUUUGAAGAUGUCUCAGCUUUCCCAGAAAGCUUCAGAUAUGCCAUAUAAGUUUUGCAAACUGCUUGUGAGCUGGUUCAGUUAAACCAGAGCAGCCGAAACAACAAAGCUUGCAGUUGUCUUUUGGAUUUCAUUGUGAAAAGCCUUUGGGUAGUUUUUAGAUGACAGAAGAUCCUUGGUUCCUGAAAGUGAGGAGUUCUGCCAAAACUUUGAAGAUCUCUAUAAACUUUGCAAAUUACCCAUCUUUUGGAGACAAUUAUAUCAAACGAUAUCGUGGAUUACAAUACAUGAGAAGUGUUUAGAGCCUGGAAGAUUAUUUAUGUUUGGCAUUAACUCUUAUGGUCAUAAUUUCAAGUGGAGAGAAAAGGAAUACGCAGGAACCCUCUUAUUAUCUUUUGAAAUAUGAAGAUCACAGGAAAAGAAGGGUUUAAACUGGGGAGUGAUGGUCCUUAAAACCUGUCUGUACAUUAACUGGCAUCCUACCCCUAUAAAAACAAGGCUUUCCAGGCACAGUGUGGACCUCGUGAGCUGUUAGCCUUGCUUUGAGAUCUGAGUUUUUAUACUCCACAGGAGGAAACUGCAGCCUGUGGGGCAGGGUACCUAUACAAAUGUUGGAUUGAUACAUUGGGAGCUAAAUUCAGGAAUUAACACUCCACGGGUGAGGAAAAACAGAAGCAUGGACAGCACUAAAGACGAUGAUAGACUACCGAAGAGGAUUGCAUUUCCAGGAUCUGUGUCCCUGGCUAACAGCCACGUGCACGCCCAUGGGGUACCCCUGAGAGAGCCCUUUGGGGUUCCCUUCCACCUGGACCCAUCUUACUGGGAGCAAGCCUACAGCGGGCACACAGGCCGCAUCUCCUACCUCCCAUUUCCUGGCUGCAUGGGCAUCUAUGACUAUUCCUUCGAGCCUGCCUUCAUUCGCAAGAGGAACGAGAGGGAGAGGCAGCGGGUGCGCUGCGUCAACGAGGGCUACACGCGCCUCAGGGAGCACCUGCCCAAGGAAUUGGCCGACAAGCGCCUCAGCAAAGUGGAGACCCUGAGAGCUGCCAUAAGCUACAUCAAACACCUGCAGAGCUUGCUGGACUGCCAUCCCUUAGGCUCUUCCAGUAAGGAAACGCUCUCUGCCAAGGAGAGCCCGGGAACUCCCAGUCCGGCUUCCCCGCGGGAGUGCAACAGCGAUGGAGAGUCCAAAACUUCUCCAGCGUCAUCCCCCUACAGUGAAUUUGAGGAGAUGGGCAGCUAGGUCUCCUCUCUGGAUGCAGAAAGCUUCAAGACUGGCUGAAAAGCAAUUUCAAACCCUGGGGAAUUUUCUACGGGUGAAAAUUAAUAUCAGGGAAGGCAAAAUCAGAUAGGGAAGGCAAGAAAAAAAGGGUAUUUUUAAUCUGUCAAAAGACUUUAAAUGUUUGCUGUAUAAAACUUAAACGUGAUUUGUGAACAAACAGAUAUCUCGCAGGUUGCUUCAGCUGUGUUACUAAGCUUCCUUUGGACUGAUAAAUUGGAGCAACAUUUACAUUCUACUUUUCAUUCAGCUUUUAUUAUGUGCUAUUUUCUUUUGCCUUUCACUUGAGACAGUAAAACCAGAUAAAUCAAUUUCGGGGAAUUCCCCAUCCCUUUUUCCUGCUUUGUCUAGUGAAUUUUACUGUCUGUUUUUCCUGACUAACCUGAGAUGCACUGCACUGCAAACACUUGGACUGGGGGAGGUAAGAUUUAGAUAUAUAUCUUUCCCUGAAUAUUUCAGAAAACUCACAGAAAUACUUCUACUUAUGAAACAACAAAUUUUCAGCUAAAAACAAGGCUAUAUUUUGAAACUUAUUUCUUUUAAAGCAUCUUCUAAAGUGAAAGAAACAGCUCAUAUACUGGACUCUGUCUAUUUGGUGAUUAUUCUAAGGAUAUUUUUCAGAAAAAUAAAGCUGGACACUCAUUCCAGUUAAUGCUAGGAAGAGGGAUACAGAGUUUUGUAGAACUGCAUCUUCAGAAGCAAAGCUUCACUCAAUAUACUGAAAAAAUGAAAGCCUUUUCCCUACUUUUCUGAAAUCUGAGUUCAUGGACAAAAUAGUCUUGUUUGUGUCUUUGGCAGGUCAGAAAUUAUAUGCUUAGAAACAGAACCUGUAACGGUUAGACACUGCUGUGUACAAAAAGGGAAAAGUUGAAUAUAUGGGUUUACAUCUGCAUGAAAAUGUAGGUAUUCCUCCUUUUGUUUAGAAUAUUGUAUUACUUUUUCAAAGGACACUGCUUUUAAAAUUAAUAUCUCAAAAUCCAUGGAAUACCUUUAAUUUGGAUUGCAUCUACUUAAAAAUGACAAUUUCUCUCCAAUUUGUUUUCAAACCUGCUUUUCUCCAAGGCUUAAAUCCCAUUCUGAAUAUGGGGUAAACUUUUUACCCAUCCACUUUCAACACACCUUUCAAACUUUUGCUUUUUUGGCCUUGUGUUGAUGAAAUGGUUUUGUAUCUUUUUGUCUUUCCUUCGUGUCAUGCUGACUGAACACCUGAAUUUUAUACUCAUGUAUAAAGAAAAAAUACUGAUCAAAUACCUCAAAAUGUGUCCAUAAAUUUCCU
Molecule: messenger RNA, 8361 nt
Organism: Zonotrichia albicollis (white-throated sparrow)
Lineage: Eukaryota; Metazoa; Chordata; Aves; Passeriformes; Passerellidae
Gene: ASCL4
Product: achaete-scute family bHLH transcription factor 4
Biological process (GO): developmental process; regulation of transcription by RNA polymerase II
Molecular function (GO): RNA polymerase II transcription regulatory region sequence-specific DNA binding; DNA-binding transcription factor activity, RNA polymerase II-specific; protein dimerization activity
Source: RefSeq, a predicted model, not a curated record